AUGGCGGAGUCCUCGGACAAGCUCUAUCGGGCCGAAUACGCCAAGAGCGGGCGCGCCUCUUGCAAGAAAUGCAAGGAGAACAUCCCCAAGGACUCUCUCCGGAUGGCCAUCAUGGUGCAGUCUCCUAUUUUCGACGGGAAGGUCCCGCACUGGUACCACUUCUCCUGCUUCUGGAAGGUGGGCCAUUCCCUCCCGCAUCCCGAAGUAGAUGUGGAUGGAUUCUCCGAGCUACGCUGGGACGACCAGCAGAAACUCAAGAAGACGGCAGAGGCUGGAGGAGUGGCAGAUAAAAGCCAGGCUGGCAAUGAGGCUCAGGCCAUGAGGACACUGAGUGACUUCGCAGCUGAGUACGCAAAGUCUAACAGGAGCACGUGCAAGGGCUGUCUGGAGAAGAUCGAGAAGGGCCAGAUGCGCCUGUCCAAGAAGAUGCUGGACCCGGAGAAGCCACAAAUGGGCGUGAUUGACCGAUGGUACCACCCAAGCUGCUUCAUUGAGAACCGGGAGAAGCUGGGCUUCCGGCCUGAGUACAGUGCAAGCCAGAUCGCAGGCUUCGUCCUCCUCAGUCCAGAGGACAAAGAGCUCCUGGAGAAGCAGUUUUCGGGGGUCCACGUUGAAGGAAAGAGAAAAGCUGAUGAAGUGGAUGGCAUUAGUGAAGUGGCGAAGAAGAAGUCUAAAAAAGAAAAGGAAAAGGAUCGCAAGUUUGAGAAGGCCCUCAAAGCCCAGAACAAUCUGAUCUGGCACAUCAAGGACGAACUAAAGAAGGUGUGCUCCACAAAUGACAUGAAAGAACUUCUCCUCUAUAACAAGCAGCAAGUGCCUUCCGGGGAGUCAGCGAUCUUGGACCGAGUGGUUGACGGGAUCGUGUUUGGGGCCCUCCUUCCCUGCACGCAGUGCUCGGGCCAGGUGGUCUUCAAGGGCGAUGGCUAUUACUGCACCGGGGACAUCACUGCCUGGACCAAGUGCAUGUUCAAAACACAGAGACCAAACCGUGCUGACUGGGGGCUGCCAAAGGAAUUCCAAGAAAUCUCUUUCUUCAAGAAGUUGAAGAUCAAAGACCAGCUACGCCUGUUCCCCCCCGAGAGCAGUGCCCCAGUGCCGGUGGCCCCCAUGCCCACUGCAGCGUCUGCUGCGCCUGCUGCCCAGAGCGCCUCCAGUCCUGCAGAUAAGCCACUGUCUAACAUGAUGAUCCUGACCCUGGGGAAGCUGUCCCGGAACAAGGAGGAGGUGAAGGCCACGGUUGAGAAGCUGGGAGGCAAGCUGACAGGGACAGCCAGCAAGGCAUCCGUGUGUGUCAGCACCAAGAAGGAGGUGGAGAAGAUGACGAAGAAGAUGGAGGAGGUGAGAGAAGCCAAUGUCCGUGUUGUGUCCGAGGAUUUCCUUGAUGAUGUGGGCACCGGCAAGAACCUCCAGGAGUUGCUUUCCGUGCACACACUGUCCCCCUGGGGAGCUGAGGUGAAAGCAGAGUCUGUUGAAGUUGUAACCUCAAAACCAAAAUCGGGGUCCGCACCCCCAAAGAAGAGCAAGGCCCCCAUCAAAGAGGAAGGCAUCAGUAAAUCUGAGAAGAGGAUGAAGCUGACUCUGAAAGGAGGUGCAGCUGUGGAUCCUGAUUCUGGUCUGGAACAUUCUGCACAUGUCUUGGAGAAGGGUGGGAAGGUCUUCAGUGCCACCCUGGGCCUGGUGGACAUUGUCAAAGGGACCAACUCCUAUUACAAGCUACAGCUUCUAGAGGACGAUAAGGAAAGCAGGUACUGGAUCUUCCGGUCCUGGGGCCGAGUGGGCACUGUGAUUGGGAGCAACAAGCUGGAGCAGAUGCCGUCCAGGGAGGACGCCAUUGACCACUUUACAAAAUUGUAUGAGGAGAAAACCGGCAACGCCUGGCACUCCAAGAACUUCACCAAGUAUCCCAAGAAGUUCUACCCUCUGGAGAUUGACUACGGCCAGGAUGAAGAGGCCGUGAAGAAAUUGACCGUGAACCCUGGCACCAAGUCUAAGCUCCCCAAGCCAGUGCAGGAGCUCAUCAGGAUGAUCUUCGAUGUGGAGAGCAUGAAGAAAGCCAUGGUGGAGUACGAGAUCGACCUUCAGAAGAUGCCCUUGGGGAAGCUGAGCAAGAGGCAGAUCCAGGCUGCAUAUUCCAUCCUCGGUGAGGUCCAGCAGGCUGUGUCCCAGGGCAGUAGCGACUCCCGGAUCCUGGAUCUCUCGAAUCGCUUCUACACCUUGAUCCCACAUGACUUCGGCAUGAAGAAGCCUCCGCUCCUGAACAACGCUGACAGUGUGCAGGCCAAGGUGGAAAUGCUGGACAACUUGCUGGACAUUGAGGUGGCCUACAGCCUGCUCAGGGGUGGGUCUGAGGACAGCAGCAAGGACCCCAUUGAUGUCAACUAUGAGAAGCUCAAGACUGAGAUUAAGGUGGUGGACAAAGAUUCUGAAGAAGCCAAGAUCAUCCGCAAAUAUGUUAAGAACACUCACGCGACAACUCACAACGCAUAUGACCUGGAAGUCAUUGAUAUCUUUAAGAUUGAGCGUGAAGGGGAGACCCAGCGCUACAAGCCUUUCCAGCAGCUCCACAACCGUAGGCUGCUGUGGCAUGGCUCCAGGACCACCAACUUUGCCGGCAUCCUGUCCCAGGGGCUGCGGAUCGCCCCCCCAGAAGCACCUGUGACUGGCUACAUGUUUGGUAAAGGAAUCUAUUUCGCUGACAUGGUCUCUAAGAGUGCCAACUACUGCCACACGUCCCAGGGAGACCCAGUCGGAUUGAUCCUGUUGGGAGAAGUUGCUCUUGGAAACAUGUAUGAGCUGAAGCAUGCUUCACAUAUCAGCAAGUUACCCAAAGGCAAGCACAGUGUCAAAGGUUUGGGUAAAACGACCCCUGAUCCUGCGGCUACUAUUAACCUGGAUGGUGUGGAGGUUCCUCUUGGAACUGGGGUUCCAUCUGGUGUGAAUGACACCUGUCUGCUAUAUAAUGAGUACAUUGUCUAUGAUAUUGCUCAGGUACAUCUGAAGUAUCUGCUAAAAUUGAAAUUCAACUUCAAGGCAUCUCUCUGGUGAAUGGUGAGCUGUGGCUGAGU
Elephantulus edwardii (Cape elephant shrew) is the source of this 3065-nucleotide messenger RNA. RefSeq names its product poly (ADP-ribose) polymerase 1 (gene PARP1). NCBI's taxonomy places the organism in Eukaryota, Metazoa, Chordata, Mammalia, Macroscelidea, Macroscelididae. The transcript has 23 exons. Bases 1 to 3045 code for a protein of 1014 amino acids. Gene Ontology annotation, molecular function: NAD binding; NAD+ poly-ADP-ribosyltransferase activity; DNA binding. The record is from RefSeq and is a predicted model, not a curated record. Gene Ontology annotation, cellular component: nucleus.